AUGUCCUCUCCUCCAAACAAACCUCUCGGCAGCUCGGGGAGUUUCGCACAGCAGUUCGGCACCAGUACGGACGGAGGAGCAAACAGUGUGCGCGUGCAGCAGGGAUUGAGGCUGACCCCGAGAUACCUGACCGCAAAUAUAUUGCACCACUCGCUUGGAGAUCUGGCCAGCGCGCGCACGGCCCGACAUCGCCAUGAACGCGGCAAUGGCGCCGGCUGACUCGCCGCGGCGACUCUCACCAUCGCCGAGCACGAGUCACGCGACGAAACGCCCUUUGUCUGUACCCGAAGACCCGACGGAAGCAUUGGCUGCGCACGUCAAGAAGUGUCGAGUGAGCACUACCCCGGGAGAGCUGAGGUUGAAGAGAGACCUUGUGGAGUGCGACCUGCUUCUUCAGGAAGGAGUUGCAAGGUUCGAUAAAACGGCUGGGAAUCCUCUAAAAUGUCAGCUUACUUUCUUAUGCUCGAUGGAGGGGGGCAUGGGGGGGGAGGGGACAGCACCGUCAGGUGCAGCGGGGGACACACCGACGGCAGCUGGAGAACGAAGGGUUCCAACCACCUUCUCAGUCGUCGU
Ectocarpus siliculosus is the source of this 573-nucleotide messenger RNA. Lineage: Eukaryota; Phaeophyceae; Ectocarpales; Ectocarpaceae. The record is from the annotation of a GenBank genome assembly.